GUUUGGAGUGGGAAACGCCGAUUUGGCACUCAUAAAUACACGCCAAUUUGGCACUCAUAGUCUUCCUUUCCUCGGAUCACAUCCAUUUCUACAGAGAAAAGAAAGAGACAUGGAAUCGGACGAAAUUGAACAUCGUCAAUAUCUCUGAUUUGACAUUCAGUUUCUGUAAUAGUACAAGUGAGCAGAGCAGAGAAAGUGGAUUGCAAAACGUGCUUCAGCCCUGGUUGUACCAGAUACUUCGUGCUAUAGUGGAAUCGAAGGUUUAGCUUGUGUAAGGUGUAAUUUCCGAAUAAUCAGACUCUGUUUCUUCGUCAUCCUUUUGUCUUCUUCGUCCAAAAUCCUCACGAAUUUCAUGGCGUACUCGUGCCAAAAAGUCCAGGAAAUUGUUGUUACCCUUUUCCAAUUGUUGUAAAAGUAGCAAUCCCUACGAUUUCUAGUUCUUGAUCUGUACGUGAGAGUGAGCGGGGGAGUUCUUCGCGAUGGGCUUUUUGCUUAUUGGGUCAACAGGUCCUCCGAUCAAACGAAGAGCGGGUUUGCGGAUAAAACAAGCGGGACGAGGUUCAUAUCGGGGGAGUUAGGAAGGGUUUUCUUUUGGGAUAAUUUGGUUGAGUGUUCUUUUUGGUAUUACUAGAGCUUUGUGAUUUUCUUGAGAGUCAAGUAAUGGGGACUACUGCUUUGAGGCUGUUAUUGAAGAGCCUUUGCAGCAAUUCGCUUUGGAAAUAUGCAGUUUUUUGGAAGCUUAAGCACCAGAGCCCGAUGAUUUUGACCUGGGAAGAUGGGUAUUGUGAUUAUCCAAAACCGAGAGAAUCUCUGGACAAUAUAUCAGAUGACAUUCACCUUGAAGAUGUGAAUGAGAUAUAUUCUUCAAGUUGUGAAACAAAUGAACGGGAUGGUGGUGGACGGGGAUAUCCAAUUGGACUAGCGGUAGCUGAUAUGUCAUGUCGUCAGUAUGCCUUGGGAGAGGGGGUUGUCGGUGAAGUUGCAUAUACAGGGAGCCAUCGCUGGGUUCUCUCUGAAAAUAAUUUUACUAUCGAAUUCAACUCUAAGGUAGUUCCUGAGUGUCCAGAUGAAUGGGUACUUCAAUUUGCAGCAGGUAUCAAGACUAUUUUGCUGGUACCUGUACUUCCACAUGGAGUUCUACAGCUAGGCUCAUCGGAAUGGGUUGCUGAAGAUCUGGCCAUGGUUGCAUAUGUCAGAGAUAGAUUCAACACCCUUCACAAUGUUGCAGGGAUUAAUAUACCUGUCACCUCAAACGGGGAUAUUUUAGCUCAAGCAUCAUCACUGCAGUCCCUUAUCCUAGAGAAAUUAGAUGAGCCCUCAGCUAUAACCAUAAGCCAGCUGAAAGCUGAUUUGAAGGCUUUUGACUGCAUUAGACCUAAUAAAAACAAAUUGUCAACUUUAAAUGAAGUUGUGCCAGCAUCAACAGUUCAAGAUGCAAUUCAGGUAUCUGGAACAGAUCUUCCAGGAAUUAUUGGUGGUGCAAGUAAAAAUCUGAUUGGUGUUCCACCAAAUUACCCCAUUGGCAGACCAACUGCUCUGCGCCAAUCUAUAAAUGGCAUCCAGAUGGAUAUGUUAGAGACUAAGUUGUUUGGAUUGUCCUGUCUGGAUAAAUCACAGGCUUAUGCUCAAUUGAACAACUACAAGAUGGGGGAAUUUGAAGAACCUUCCUAUGGAGUCAAUCCUUUCUCUACAGGAUUCACAACAGAACAGCCGUUUGGAGACACAAGUGCUAAUGAUACAUGUCAUAAAAGUGUCGGCAGUUUCUCUAGCUUUCCCGUAGAUUCUGAGCUACAUGAAGUACUUGGACCAGCUUUUCAGAAACACACCAAUGAAUACCUUUGUGACUCAUCUUUCUCAGUUGAGGAUUCAUGUCGCAGCUCAAGUUUAAUCCGCAAUUUAGAUCUCUUUAAUGGCACUGAGUCAUCAUGGUUUUCCAAAGGCGACGAUGCGGAUUAUCUCUUGCAAUCUAUAGUUGCCAGUGUAUCUAGCUAUUUAGAUGAUAGUGUAACUAAUAGAUCUAAUAGUGUUAGAUCAGCUACAACCUUGUCAGGACAAUGUGCUGAUUCCUUCCAGUCACGAGGACAGUCUGAAGCAAGUGCCUUAAUGAAUGAUGAUUCAGCUCCAUGGAGACAUUUCAGGUCACCGUUGGUUUCCGGGGACAGAAGUGGCUUGACUGAUUCAGUUUCUCUCAAUAAUAUGAGUACAUUGAUUGAUAAAAAGCAGCAAGAAAAACUCAAUGGCUCUACGCAGCCUAGGAAGGGAACCAAGUGGUCCAACGUUAGCAAAAGACGAGCCAGAGUUGAUGAAAACCGAAGGACAAAACCGAGGGAUAGACAAAUGAUCCAGGAUCGGCUCAAGGAGCUCCGACAACUAGUCCCAGAUGGUGCAAAGUGUAGCAUUGAUGGUCUCUUAGAGCGAGCCGUAAAGCAUAUGCUGCAUUUAAGAAGCGUUACUGAGCAGGCCGAAAAAUUGAGGAUAUUGGCGAAUCGAACGGUGGCUAACCACGACAAGUGUGGAUCAUUUGAAACCAAAAAUGGUGGUCAAAACGGGACUAGCAUGGCUUUUGAAUUGGGCAGCGAACUUCAGUUAUGCCCCAUACUCGUGGAAGAUCUUGAAUAUCCUGGUCACAUGCUGAUAGAGAUGCUAUGCAAUGAGCAUGGGCUGUUCUUGGAGAUUGCCCAGGUGAUUCAAAAUCUGGAUCUCUCCAUCUUGAAGGGUACAAUCGAAUGUCAUUCAAACAAUACCUGGGCUCAUUUCAUUGUUGAGGGUCCAAAGGGCUUUCAUAGGAUGGAUGUUUUCUGGCGUCUGAUGCUUCUUUGGCAGCGUAAAAGUCAACCGAUCACAACCAAGUGUUGAACCAUUCAUGGCAUUAGACGGCACGGAUCUAACGAACACUACUACAACUACAAGGAUUUAUCAUUUAUUGUUUGUGUACAACAUCAUGCACUUCUUUGUGUUCUGUUAACGUUGGACUACCCCCUAAAAGAAUGAAAACGUGCAAACGUGCAUGCAUGACAAGACCUUUAUGUACGUACAUCAUACAUUAUAAAAAGAACCCUAUUUAGUAGUUAAGAACA
This is a messenger RNA of Alnus glutinosa, 3077 nucleotides long. RefSeq names its product transcription factor EMB1444-like. Gene Ontology annotation, biological process: regulation of DNA-templated transcription. Gene Ontology annotation, molecular function: DNA-binding transcription factor activity; protein dimerization activity. The transcript has 11 exons. Bases 661 to 2856 code for a protein of 731 amino acids. NCBI's taxonomy places the organism in Eukaryota, Viridiplantae, Streptophyta, Magnoliopsida, Fagales, Betulaceae. The record is from RefSeq and is a predicted model, not a curated record.